This is a messenger RNA of Colletotrichum chrysophilum, 888 nucleotides long. RefSeq lists its product as uncharacterized. The record is from RefSeq and is a predicted model, not a curated record. NCBI's taxonomy places the organism in Eukaryota, Fungi, Ascomycota, Sordariomycetes, Glomerellales, Glomerellaceae. Gene Ontology annotation, cellular component: membrane. Gene Ontology annotation, molecular function: 3-oxo-5-alpha-steroid 4-dehydrogenase activity. Bases 1 to 888 code for a protein of 295 amino acids. The transcript is spliced from 3 exons. Gene Ontology annotation, biological process: steroid metabolic process.
AUGGCCAUCGUGGAAGGGUGGCUUCCUCCCACGCGGGAGAACUGGCAGCUUCUCUCGACGGUGUGGCAGAUUUCCUACCCGAUCAUCGGCUCGAUGCAGUACCUCAUCUCGUGGUACGGCAUGGGCAAGACGUCCGUCGUCAGCAGGCUCAACAUACCCGGGCGCGUCGCGUGGUUCCUGAUGGAGGCGCCGGGGUUCACGACGUUGUUGUACAUCAUGUUCACGCUGCCGGGGAAGAUGGGCGUUGAGGAUCUGCCGUGGCAGAACAAAGUCCUCGCUGGGCUGUUUGUUAUACACUACUGCUACCGCGCCGUGCUCUACCCCCUCAUCCAACCCUCCAUGUCGCCCAUCCACCCGGCCGUCGCCUUCUCUGCGCUGGGCUUCCAGCUGUGCAAUGCCACCUGCAUCGGCGGCUGGCUCGCCGCCUACGGCCCCACCACCCCGGCGGCGUGGGAGCGCCAGCUCGGCGCGUUCGGGGUCGCGCAGUUCGUGGCCGGAAUCGGGCUGUUCUACGUCGGGCUCGUGGGGAACUACUUCCACGACGAGGAGCUGCGGGAGAUCCGCCGCGCGGAGAUGCGGCGGCAGGAGCGCAUUGUCAAGGAGCAGAGGGCCAAGGGGUUGGAGGGGAAGGUGAGCGUGGACAAGCACUACCGGCUUCCCGACGCGCUGCUGUUCCGGUACGUGCUGUUCCCGCAUUACUUCCUCGAGUGGGUGGAGUGGUUUGGGUGGUGGAUGGCGAGCGGGUGGGGGGUGCCCGGGCGGGCGUUCUUUGUGAACGAGGUGACGGCGAUGUUGCCGCGGGCGAGGAGCGGGAGGGGAUGGUAUGUGGAGAGGUUUGGGGAGGAGAAGGUUGGGAAGAGGUGGGUUAUUGUGCCGGGUGUUUAUUGA